UCCACCCACCUGCAUCUCCAUUUAGCCAUGGCAUCGUCACUUCAGCACACAGCGCGGCAUUGCGUCCGAGCCAUUCGAUCAUCUCGCUUCUCAUCCUGUCAGUACGCCGGAGUCCUAGCUACGCAAAGACCACAACGAGACCGGAGGAGAUGGCAGUCCACCGAGGCCGCGGUCGCCAGCAACCCCAAGAUCGCGACCAUUGUUGAUCAAAUCAGCCAAUUGACGCUCCUCGAGACGGCAGACUUGGUGUCGACACUGAAGUCCCGCCUAAACAUCCCCGACAUGCCCAUCGGAGGCUUCGCCGCGGCCGGUCCUGCACAAUCCCAAGCUGCAGCGGCACCAGCGGAAGAAGAAGAGGCGGCGCCGAAGCAAGAGGCGAAGACGAUGUUCAAUCUCAAACUCGAAUCCUUUGACGCGGCGGCGAAACCGAAAAUCAUCAAGGAAAUCAAGAGCAUGCUGGGACUGAGCUUGGUGGACAGCAAGAAGUUUGUCGAGAGUGCGCCGAAGAUGAUGAAGGAGUCGGUGCCGAAGGAGGAGGCGGAGAAGAUUGUGGAGACGCUGAAGGCAUUGGGAGGGGUGGUGAAGAUGGAGUAGACUUGGGGGAGCAUAGGUUGGGUCACGUAUAGAGCAUGGCGGGAGUUUCGUGCGUGUGAAGUGUACAACAACACCAUCAUGGGGCUAUGUUUGAAUAUACGAGUACACUCCAUUCCGCCGCAGCCUUGUGGGAGCUUGUUUCGGUCAUGAAGCGCACAGUUGGCUCUUUCAGCUGUUCAUACUCAGUCAUACCAUGCCAUUCUAGAUCUUCAUGAAGGACAACUACUCGCUCUACUUCUGCGGACGGCCUUGGGUGGUUCAUUGGCGAUACAAUGACCAUUCCGAUGUGCAGACCAGGAGUGGCCAUAUCAUGCUGCAUCCUGCCCAUAGCAGUAUUACAAAUUCGCAGCAGAUCCCUGCCCGCGACUUCACAUGCCGCGUUGGAAGC
Molecule: messenger RNA, 982 nt
Organism: Neohortaea acidophila
Lineage: Eukaryota; Fungi; Ascomycota; Dothideomycetes; Mycosphaerellales; Teratosphaeriaceae
Product: 50S ribosomal protein L12
Exons: 2
Coding region: 28-594 (188 amino acids)
Biological process (GO): translation
Cellular component (GO): ribosome
Molecular function (GO): structural constituent of ribosome
Source: RefSeq, a predicted model, not a curated record